Molecule: messenger RNA, 1985 nt
Organism: Gracilinanus agilis (Agile Gracile Mouse Opossum)
Lineage: Eukaryota; Metazoa; Chordata; Mammalia; Didelphimorphia; Didelphidae
Gene: SF3A2
Product: splicing factor 3a subunit 2
Exons: 9
Coding region: 164-1849 (561 amino acids)
Biological process (GO): spliceosomal complex assembly
Cellular component (GO): U2 snRNP; nucleus; catalytic step 2 spliceosome
Molecular function (GO): nucleic acid binding; zinc ion binding
Source: RefSeq, a predicted model, not a curated record
GAUAACGGCGGAGGGUCUCGUGGCGCUAAUCCUGUGCGCUAGCCCUUGAGCGGACCCUGGGAUUUCUUUGAGCAGGCUGUUGAGGAGACGGGAGUGGACGCUUUGAGGCACUGGGGCUCAAGAUUUUCUUUUUUGAGUAUACUGAAGUACAAAAACCAUCAUCAUGGAUUUUCAACAUCGACCUGGGGGCAAGACUGGGAGUGGUGGGGUGGCUUCAUCCUCAGAGAGCAACCGUGAUAGAAGGGAACGCCUCCGACAACUGGCUCUUGAAACUAUUGAUAUCAACAAGGAUCCAUAUUUUAUGAAGAAUCAUUUGGGUUCUUAUGAAUGCAAACUCUGCUUAACACUUCACAACAAUGAGGGAAGCUACUUAGCGCAUACUCAGGGGAAAAAACAUCAAACAAAUUUGGCUCGAAGAGCAGCAAAAGAGGCCAAGGAAGCUCCAGCCCAGCCAGCACCAGAGAAAGUCAAAGUAGAAGUGAAGAAGUUUGUGAAAAUUGGUCGUCCAGGCUACAAAGUGACUAAACAACGGGAUACAGAAAUGGGCCAGCAGAGCCUCCUCUUCCAGAUUGAUUAUCCUGAGAUUGCUGAGAGCAUCAUGCCACGCCAUCGGUUCAUGUCUGCAUACGAGCAGAGGAUUGAACCCCCAGACAGACGCUGGCAGUAUCUUUUAAUGGCAGCUGAGCCCUAUGAAACUAUUGCUUUCAAGGUGCCAAGUAGAGAGAUUGACAAGGCAGAAGGGAAGUUUUGGACCCACUGGAACAGAGAAACUAAGCAGUUUUUUCUCCAGUUCCAUUUUAAGAUGGAGAAGCCUCCUGCUCCUCCAGCCCUCCCUGCUGGGCCUCCUGGAGUGAAGCGGCCCCCACCCCCACUGAUGAAUGGUUUGCCUCCUCGGCCACCUCUGCCAGAGUCUUUGCCACCUCCACCUCCAGGUGGCAUGCCUCUGCCACCCAUGCCUCCCAGUGGGCCUGCACCCCCAGGCCCUCCUGGGCCUCCUCAGAUGCCCCCUCCUGCACCUGGAGUUCAUCCUCCUGCUCCUGGGGUUCACCCUCCAGCUCCUGGGGUUCACCCACCUGCUCCUGGGGUUCACCCUCCAGCUCCUGGGGUCCACCCACCUGCUCCCGGAGUACACCCUCCUGCUCCCGGAGUACACCCUCCUGCUCCAGGGGUGCACCCUCCUGCUCCAGGAGUGCAUCCCCCAGCUCCUGGGGUACAUCCCCCGGCUCCUGGGGUACAUCCCCCAGCACCUGGGGUGCAUCCUCAGGCUCCAGGGGUUCACCCCCAGGCUCCAGGCGUGCACCCUCAGGCUCCAGGGGUUCAUCCUCAGGCUCCAGGAGUUCACCCCCAAGCACCUGGGGUUCAUCCUCAGGCUCCAGGAGUUCAUCCCCAAGCACCUGGGGUUCACCCUCAAGGUCCUGGAGUACACCCCCAAGCACCUGGGGUUCAUCCUCAGGCUCCAGGGGUACACCCCCAAGCACCUGGGGUUCACCCCCAAGCUCCAGGGGUUCAUCCCCAAGCACCUGGGGUACACCCCCAGGCUCCUGGGGUUCAUCCCCAGGCUCCAGGAGUUCAUCCUCAGGCUCCAGGAGUUCACCCCCAAGCACCUGGAGUUCACCCCCAGGCUCCAGGGGUUCACCCUCAGGCUCCAGGGGUUCAUCCUCAAGCUCCUGGGGUUCACCCUCAGGCUCCAGGGGUUCAUCCCCAAGCUCCAGGGGUUCACCCCCAAGCCCCAGGUGUACACCCCCCAAACCCAGGAGUACAUCCCCCAACUCCUAUGCCCCCAAUGUUGCGGCCCCCUCUUCCCUCAGAAGGGCCUGGAAAUAUUCCUCCUCCUCCACCAACCAAUUGAAAAGUUUUUCUUCCUCCCCUACCAAGUUGGUUUUUAUUUACAUUUCAUCAUUUUCCCAAAGACAAGUUUUGAUGGUUUUUGUAUAGGGGUUUGGACUCUGUCCUCAAAAGUUGAUUAAAUAGGUUUCUACCUUGUU